Molecule: messenger RNA, 1201 nt
Organism: Glycine soja
Lineage: Eukaryota; Viridiplantae; Streptophyta; Magnoliopsida; Fabales; Fabaceae
Exons: 5
Coding region: 95-859 (254 amino acids)
Source: RefSeq, a predicted model, not a curated record
UUUUUUUUGUUAACUUUUGCUAAAUAAAUUAACGGAGACUGUAGACGGGGGGUGGGUAUUUGAAUUGGAGGUGGAUGUUUUCUGUGAUCAAUCUAUGCUUAGCGGCGGAGUAAGGUGGUUGCGCUCCUCGGAGCGAUUCAAGUUUCUGACAACGUCAUUCUCCACCAACGCCAAGACCACUUAUUAUUCCUUUUGCACUUCAUCAGCCAACAAGAACAACAACAAAAACAUGAUCGUUGAUGAAAGGUAUCGGCAGCUGGAGAAUCUGGACAUGGUGACUGCCGCUAAGAUCCUUUUCAGCGACCCCCCUAAGAAGAGGAAGUUUGGGUUUGAUUUCCAUCUUGUACAGUUCUUUUUUGCGUGCUUGCCUUCCGUGGCUGUAUAUUUGGUGGCACAGUAUGCUCGUUAUGAAAUGAGAAAAAUGGAAGUGGAAGUGGAGCAGAAAAGGAAGCUGAAAGAAGAAGAAGAAGCGAAGGAAAAAGAAAAAGAAAUGGAACUAAACCCUCCAGAGGAAAAGGAAGAAAAAUCUGAUCCCCAGCUUGCACAGGUGAAAGUAAGACUUGAGAAACUUGAAGAGGCUGUGAAGGAGAUUGUGGUUGAAACAAAGAAACAUUCAGGCAGCAACCUUGGAGAAAAUCAGGCAACUGAUGAUGAGAAAAAACGCCUAAAUUCUUCUGCACCAAGGGACCCAAGUACCACUGAUUCUGCAUCAAAUAAAGCUGUAGAUGAAGACCAUUCUGGUAAGCGUGAUAUUCUCAAGUCAAAGCCCAAAUUACGUGAAGAGACCAAGGGUUCAGUAGCAACUCCAAAUCCUUCUCUUCAGGAUCCCAAGGGAAACCAAAGUGGAGGGGCUUCAUAAGAUUACCUAACCUGUGAAUCCUCCUUCAUCUGCCAAAGAAUUUUCAAGUUUUAUUGGGAAGGAAGAUUUAAAUGGGAAAGCUAUUGCUGGUGCAUUAGUUAAGUUGCCAUAUGUGGAAUCUAGAAAGCAAUUCCUAGUUGGACUCUAAGCUGUCUGCAAUCAUGUAAGAAUCCAGUAAAUAGAUUUUUUCUAGGCUAUGAUCAUUUUGAAUGCUUUGGGGAGUGAACUUUGGAUGCAUCUCUUCAUCCUCUACCUUUAAUGUAAGUCCUCUAAGUUCAGUUUAGUUCUUCAACAUUUUUUUAUUGAAUUAAGUCCUCUAAGUUAUUUUUUUUUAUUCCAAAA